AUGGCGGGUGGGGUGGAGCUGCAGACUGAACAGAGUGAAAGCCUCUCCUACCUUUGGCCAAGUGCCCGAACCGAGCACGUGGCGGCUGCAGAGCUGGGCGCUCGAGGGGAAGAGGCUCCUGGGGGUGACAGGCUCAUCCAUGAGUGGGACUUGGCAUGGCUGCAGCAGGCAGAUGUGGUAGUGGCAGAAGUGACACAGCCAUCCUUGGGUGUAGGUUAUGAGCUGGGCCGGGCUGUGGCCCUCAAUAAGCGAAUCCUGUGCCUGUUCCGCCCCCAGACUGGCCGAGUGCUUUCUGCCAUGAUCGGGGGAGCAGCAGAUGGCACUCGGUUCCAGGUGUGGGACUACGAAGAGGGAGAGGUGGAGGCCCUGCUGGGUCAGUACUUUGAGGAUGAUCUUCCUGAGCAAGAGGUUCUCUCCCCUGACCCAAGUGCUUGACUGGAUCCCACUUGAUUAACUUUUCGAUCCCAGACACUGCUCUAGUACCAUUCUUGUC
This is a messenger RNA of Carlito syrichta (Philippine tarsier), 493 nucleotides long. It is a transcript of the gene DNPH1, whose product is annotated as 2'-deoxynucleoside 5'-phosphate N-hydrolase 1. The record is from RefSeq and is a predicted model, not a curated record. Lineage: Eukaryota; Metazoa; Chordata; Mammalia; Primates; Tarsiidae. Gene Ontology annotation, molecular function: 5-hydroxymethyl-dUMP N-hydrolase activity. The transcript is spliced from 5 exons. Gene Ontology annotation, cellular component: nucleus. Gene Ontology annotation, biological process: deoxyribonucleoside monophosphate catabolic process. The coding region runs from base 1 to 435 and encodes 144 amino acids.